UAGUGGUGGAGUAAUAUCAUUGCAUUUGGUGUACGGUCGAGUAUUUACCAAAUAUUUUCUAUUCUACAAUUUAUUAUUCUAAGCUCAAGGAUACAUGCACAUGCAAUUUGCCUCUACUAGGAGGAGAAACCAUCGGGGAGAUUGGCAGUAGAUGAUAUAAGGAGGCACUAAACGUAAGAGUAUUGUUAUCAUCCAAAUCGCAUAAUACUAAUUAUAAUUUCAUUAAAGGAAGUUUUAACCAACCAAAAACUCCUGUGGUGGUUUAACGUUUCGGAAAUCCCCUCCAGUUGGCGCGGCCAACAUAUUAAAAUUUCGUUUACCCCGGAACGAUGUCGGAUCCAGGUAUGGAUGCUGCGAAGAAGACCAAAAGUAAGCAGCAAAAGUCUCCUCCUAGUAUAAGGUCAGUUAAUAAAGAACCCCCCAAAGACCCGUCUAAACAGACCCAGAACAAAGCCUCAAAAAGCGACAUCGUCGCCAGUUCGACCUCUAAACCUCUAAACCCCCCUAAAUCAAACCCUCAAGCCACCAUUUCGGCUGAAAAGAGUUGUGCGUUAUGCGAAAACCCGGUCAAUGAGCGUAUGGUGCAAUGCAAUACAUGUGACGUGUGGCACCAUUUCUCGUGCGUGGGUGUUUCCGAGGAUAUCAAGGGCUACAAUUGGACCUGUUUGAAAUGCGAUACCGCGAAGGCAGCCAAAGGUGCGAUUCCACGGAAGAUGAUGACGCGAGCUGCAGCUGCAAAAGGUGCAAAGAAGGCGAAUCGGACCAAGGGGCAGUUAGAUGGAGUGAACGAGCAGACGAAAGAGGCCGAUGAGCUAGCCGGUGUAGUCGGAGGGUCAGCUCCUAGCCUGAAAGCGAGCCGGGCCGGUUCCGUAGUUUCAGCAGCAUCACGAAAGUCGGCAAAAGCUCGUUUGGACGUGGAACUGCAGCAGAUCAAAGCUGAGGAGGAGUUGAUGCGAGAAGAAAUGCAACGCAAGCGAGAAUUGGCGAAGAAGAAGUUUGAAGUUCUGAAGGAGAUGGCUGACUUGGAAGGUAGUGUCGGAUCUGUCGUCGAUCAGCCGAAUGCGGUCAAUAAGGUGGAACACUGGCUGAAGCAUCAUAACGAACUCCGUGAAAAGGACAAGCAGUCGUUGCACAAGGUGGAUGAUUGCGAAGACGAUGUGGAAGCAGAAUCUUCAACCGAACAUUCAACGUCUGAUAGCGGAUCGGACAGCGAGGAAGAAGUGUCGUCUGACGAAGAGGUUGAACAUGAAGCCAGUGAAAAGGAAGUGCAAUGCGGCGGAGAGUCUGAACGGCGAAAACAUCAUCGUCCGAAGAAGACCGUGCGCCGGAAAACCCUGGAGGGUAAAAGCAACAAACGAUCCGAAACAGGGCGGCCACAAUCGUUGCGGAGUGAUAGAAGACUGUCCAGGGAUGAGUUAGCAGCCCGUCAAGUCGUUCCACGCGAGCUGCCGAAAUUUAGUGGAAAUCCGGAAGAAUGGCCAAUGUUCUUGUCCACUUACGAGCAUACUACGGCCAUGUGUGGAUACACAGAAGCGGAAAACAUGAUUCGUCUGAGGAAUUGUUUGAAGGGAGACGCGUUCAAUGCUGUACGAAGUUUCUUGAUGCGGCCUGAAACUGUGGAAAGGGCUGUAAGUGCGUUAAAGUUGCGGUUCGGUAGACCAGAGACAAUCAUCGAGUUUUUGAAGGAGAAAAUCAUGGCGAUGCCGAUCAUCCGACCGGACGCGAUGGACAAGCUGGUCGACUUUGCAUUGGAGGUGCAAAACCUUUGCGCCACAAUCGAAACUUGCGGAGAGAAGCAGUACAUGUGUGAUACAACUCUGCUGAAGGAGUUCGAGAAGAAGUUGCCGCCGCAAAUCAGACUAGAUUGGGCGCGAUACAAAAGGCAGUUGCGCAAAGUGAAGCUUUCGAAGUUUAGCCGGUGGAUAUACAACCUAGCAGAGGACGUGAACGUGGUUUUCGAGCCGCAGUACCGUGGAAGCAAGACGCAGGAGUUCAGAGCAGUUCGUAAGGAGAAAUACGUUAACACUCACGCAGAAGUUCCAGUCAAGGAAAGAAGUCAGCCAGCUCGGACAACGCAGCAGUCAGCAAUCGUAGGAAGCGGAGAUAACAAACCCUGUCCGGCCUGCAAAGGCGAUUGCAAAUGCCUGGCGAAAUGCAAGAGGUUCCUGGAGUUGUCUUUUGAGUCGAAAUGGGCGACCGUUCGUGGUUUCAAUUUCUGCCGCAAGUGUCUUCGGCAGCACAAAGGUGGUUGUAAUUCUGGAGAAUGUGGGAAGAACGGUUGCACCUUCAAGCAUCACGUAUUGCUUCACAAGGAUUUCGCUGCACCCGCUACAACGAGCAAAGACACGUCCAACGUAGGCGGAUCUCCAAAGCAGAAUGAAGAACGCAAUGUCAACACGCAUCGAUCGGAUACGGGUCCAGGUUCGUUUCGCUAUUUGCCGGUGACUCUGUUUGGCGACGGAGUACAAGUCAGCUGUCACGCUUUCUUAGACGACGGAUCGGAGUUAACUCUCAUCGAUCAGCAGCUUGCGGAGGACCUGAAGCUCUUUGGAACGGUUCUUCCCCUCUGUCUGAAAUGGACGGGAGGAACGCAUCGCUACGAGUCCGACUCUCAGAGCAUCGACGUUGAAAUUAGCGGAAAGGAUGGAAGGCGAACGCUGCUUCAGGGUGUAAGAACGGUAGAGGAGCUACAAUUACCCUUCCAGUCCCUGGACAUGGGCCUACUAGCGGAGAAACAUGGAUAUCUACGUGGUUUACCUGUGGACUCGUACUGUAACAUCCGUCCACGGAUAUUGAUUGGGCUGAAACAUGCAAACCUCAUGCUGGUGCGGAAGAGUCGUUUGCCCUCACGACACAUGGGCGAGCCAAUCGCUGUCAAAACCAAUUUGGGAUGGACUGUAUAUGGAGGUUGGACAUCUCAGAACUCUUCGAGUACGGCCAGUCAUACGUACCACAUCUGCUCGUGCAACGAACAAAGCCUGACGCAUCUAAAUCAAAUGGUCAAAAAUUACAUUUCCAUCGACAGUUUAGCAGUACAGCCAAAAACCUUUGGAAGGCUUUCCAAAGAAGAUGAACGCGCUAUGGCUCUUUUGGAAUCCCGCACACACUUCAACGGAGAACGCUACGAAACGGGCUUGUUGUGGCGCUCUGAUAAAAUUCGACUUCCGGACAACAAGGUAGUUGCAAUCCGUCGUUGACGGUGCUUGGAG
This is a messenger RNA of Aedes albopictus (Asian tiger mosquito), 3209 nucleotides long. RefSeq lists its product as uncharacterized. The record is from RefSeq and is a predicted model, not a curated record. Lineage: Eukaryota; Metazoa; Arthropoda; Insecta; Diptera; Culicidae. Bases 330 to 3197 code for a protein of 955 amino acids. The transcript has a single exon.